AUGGAGCAACCUGCUGAGUCCUCCGAUGUAUGCAUCGUCGGGGCGGGACCUGCCGGCCUCAUGUUGGCCGUCAACCUGGCCCGCUUUGGCAUCCGUCCUGUCAUUGUAGAUGAGCGGCAUGAUCAAACCAGCACAGGCCGCGCUGAUGGCAUGCAACCAAAGACCAUUGAGACACUGCGCAUGAUGCGCCUCGCUGAUGACUUGCUGCGGGUCGGCACCAAAGUAUUCGACAUAUGUCUAUGGCGAGGCUUAACCGGUCAGGAGCCACGACGAGUCGGUCGCGAGGUACACUACCCGGCCUUCAUUGUGGACCUCCUUGAACCAUUCAUCCUGAUCGGCCACCAAGGAAUGGUCGAGAAGACUUUUAUCGACGACCUGCGCAAGCGCGGCGUUGAGGUACGCCGCAGUACUCGGUUCGACUCAUAUUCACCCCCUGGCGAUGGUGUUGAUGGCCCUCUCCUGGUAAAUCUGAAGUUCAAUGUGACGCAGGACGACAGAUUACUCCAGACCUCUUAUCUCGUUGGCUGCGAUGGUGCUCAUUCCAAAGUUCGCAAGACCAUCCCCGACAGCUACGCUGCCGGUAGCGACGCGACGAGUGUAUGGGGUGUACUAGAUGGCGAGGUAGAAAGCGACUUCCCAGAUAUUUGGAGCAAGUCCGUUGUCUUUUCAGAGGAGUUCGGCAGCGUUUUGAUCAUCCCACGGGAGCGCAACAUGACACGUUUUUACAUCGAGAUGAAGUCCACAGUAUCAUCUAAAAACCUCGGGCAAUCAUUUGUGAUGCAGCGAGCCGCACAGAUCCUGUAUCCGUAUCGGAUAGCAUGGCGCACCGUCGAAUGGUUUGGGCGGUAUCAAGUGGCACAGCGUGUCGCUGCCAAAUUCACAGACCCAAAGCUCCGCGUCUUCAUCGCUGGCGAUGCCAGUCACACUCACUCUCCCAAAGCCGCUCAGGGCAUGAACACCAGCAUUCACGACAGCUGGAACUUGGCGUGGAAGCUUAACCUUGCUGUACGAGGUCUAGCGAGGCCCGCGCUACUUGAUACCUACGAACAGGAGAGGCGCAAGAUUGCCAAGGACUUGAUUGACUUCGACUACGAGCAUGCAAAUCAAUUUUCCGCCGGUGACGCCGCAGCACUUGCAGAUAACUUUAAGAAAAAUGUGCGAUUUAUCUCCGGCGUUGGUGUCGAAUACUCAGCAAAUGUCAUCAAUCAGGGUGAAGAGUUUGCAUUAGGAGCCGCAAAGCCAGGAUGCAACCCGCCGCCUGCAAAGGUGUCGAGAUAUAUCGACGCAAACCCCGUAGACCUCCAGCUUGACAUACCCGUGCUUGGCCAGUUCCGGAUAUACAUCUUCAUUCAGGACAUCAUGGGCGCCACCGAAUCUCAGUUCCUCCUGUCCCUCAUAUGA
Phaeoacremonium minimum UCRPA7 is the source of this 1401-nucleotide messenger RNA. Its product is annotated as putative fad binding domain-containing protein. Bases 1 to 1401 code for a protein of 466 amino acids. The record is from RefSeq and is a predicted model, not a curated record. NCBI's taxonomy places the organism in Eukaryota, Fungi, Ascomycota, Sordariomycetes, Togniniales, Togniniaceae. The transcript is spliced from 3 exons. Gene Ontology annotation, molecular function: FAD binding.